AUGAGGAGUAGAAGUAAUUCUGGAGUUCGCUUGGACUACUAUCAAAGAUUGGUACACAAAAUCAUAAUGGAACAUCAGAACCCAGUUACUGGAUUGAUUCCCGUCAGUUUGGAAAACAAUCACGCUUGGAUUCGAGACAACGUUUACUGUAUUCUGUCUGUGUGGGGCUUGUCCAUGUCCUAUAAAAAAAUGGCUGAUCAAGAUGAAGACAGAGCGAAAACCUAUGAGCUAGAACAGUCCUGUGUCAAGUUGAUGAGAGGUUUGCUCAUGUCUAUGAUGCAACAAAAAGACAAGGUCGAGCGAUUUAAGCAAACUCAAAACCCUCUAGAUUCACUACAUGCUAAAUACUCUUCAAAAACUGGGCAAAUCGUAGUUGGAGACAAAGAAUGGGGUCAUCUACAAAUAGAUGCUAUAUCCUUAUAUUUGCUUGUGCUUGCUCAGAUGACUGCUUCUGGUUUGCAGAUUGUUUUCAACUUAGAUGAAGUAGCAUUUGUCCAGAAUCUGGUAUUUUAUAUAGAAUGUGCCUAUUGUACUCCUGAUUAUGGCAUAUGGGAAAGAGGUGACAAAACUAACCAUGGAUUGCCUGAGCUGAAUGCUAGUUCUAUUGGAAUGGCCAAAGCUGCUCUGGAAGCUAUGAAUGAACUUGACCUAUUUGGAGCUAGAGGGGGGCCUUACAGUGUCAUCCAUGUCUUAGCUGAUGAGGCCCAAAAGUGCCAAGCAGUAUUACAGUCAAUGUUACCCAGGGAAUCUAGUUCCAAAGAAAUCGACAGUGGGAUAUUGCCAGUUAUUGGCUUUCCUGCCUUUGCUGUAGAUGAUCCUGAAUUGAUUACUUAUACAAGGGAUUGUAUUAUAGAUAAAUUGGAGGGCCGUUUCGGCUGCAAGAGAUUUUUGAGAGAUGGAUACAGGACACCUAAAGAGGAUCCAAGUCGAUUAUAUUAUGAACCAUGGGAAUUGAGGAUGUUUGAAAAUAUUGAAUGUGAAUGGCCACUAUUCUUCUGUUAUUUGAUUUUAGACCACUGUUUCAAAGGAAACAAAGAACUUGCUGCUAACUAUACCCGACAACUGGAAAAUAUUAUGAUCAGAACUGAUGAAGGUUUACGACUGGUCCCUGAAUUGUAUUCGGUACCUGCUGAGUUUGUACCAGCAGAAUACGAAGAACCUGGAAGUCAGGAUAGAAUACCACUAGGACAAUGCCCAUUCCUCUGGGCACAGUCUUUAUUCAUUCUUGGAAAGUUACUCCAAGAAGGAUUUCUGGCUCCUGGAGAAUUGGAUCCGCUCAAUAGGCGACUAUGUUCCGAAAAAAAGCCAGACGUAGUGGUGCAAGUCGUUAUUUUGGCUGAAGAUGUCGAAAUAAGGAAUAAAUUGGCUGAGCACGAAAUUCACGUUCAGACAAUUGCUGAGGUUGCACCCAUUGAAGUGCAACCUGCCAAAGUUCUAUCACAUUUGUAUACAUACUUAGGGCGCAAUAGGAAGCUUGGAUUGUCAGGAAGGAAGUCAAGAGAUGUUGGUAUAUUAUCAACAAGCAAGCUGUAUUCUCUCGGGGAGAAAAUUUUCGCAUUCACUCCACAGAACUUUGACCCCGAAGAGUACUACACGAGCUACGACAUGGCCCUUUUAGCCGACAAAGUGGUUACCCACUUGGCGUUUCUAACGAUGAAUUGGCGAAACGUGCUCGGAAGGCCUACGAUAACUGUAGUAGCUACGAAAAAUCAUCUAGAGGAUGGAAAACUCCCACUUGCAAUGAUUACUACAAUGAAGAAACUGAAAUCUGGAUACAUAAAUGGCACAAGAGUAACUUUGGGCCAUCUGACAGAUUUCCUGAGCACAAGUUGUAUAACAAAUCUGAAUUUUUUGGGAUGCCAGGAAGAGGGCUUGCCUGAUAAAUUGAAUCCUCAAGUUCAGCGCUAUUUGGAAGAACAUUCAGUGGAUUCUCUAUCUCAUAAAUCGUCGUUAUUGACAGUAUGUAGGACUGGUCUGAAACAGAGAAAUUUAAAGAGGAAAAUGUCUGUUAGAGGAGCCAUCAAAAAAACCCGGUCCAUCAGUGUCGAUUCGGAAACAUUGGGUAUGGAAAGCAAAGCGAGCCUAGAGAGGAGGGGCUCCAUGUUUUUCGCUUGCCAUCCCCUAGACACUGUUGACAAUGCUUCCAAGGAUCAGUUGAUAUCUACUUCGCCCGAUCAGAAACAGAGGAUGCCCAUGGACGCACCGAAAAAAACGAAGAGAGAACUGCCCAGCAUAAGCGUGACAAGACACAGACAUAUGUCAGAAACGCAGUAUGAUGGUACAGAAGUAGACGAACUGUUCGCGAUGCUGAGAGAAUCAGAAUCGCUGGACGAACAGGGCGACAUCCUUCAGUACCUGGUCGAUUCGAAGGGCCUGGACUACAACACCGGCAUGCUGGAGAACGGGAAAGUCGUGACGGUCAAGGACCUUCUCAAAGGCUUGUACGAGAAGGCUUGCCACCAGAAGAUGUGGGGAUUGGUCAGACAUACAGCCGGGAUGCUAGGUAAAAGAGUGGAAGACCUCGCUAAGUCGGUGACAGACUUGCUGGUCAGACAGAAGCAGAUAACGGUCGGCAUGCCGCCGAACAACGAGCACACCAUUACUGCUCCUUUGCCCGAAAGCGAUCUGAGGCUUCUCAUCCACGAAGCUUACGGAGAAGAUGACAGCACAGCCAUGUUGACCCAAGAACUCCUCUCGUACCUGUCGAUGUUCAUCAGAACGGAGCCGCAGCUGUUCAUGGAGAUGCUGCGCCUGCGCGUCGGCCUCAUCGUUCAAGUGAUGGCCACCGAGCUGUCGCGCACUCUCAUCUGCGACGGAGACGACGCUUCCGAGCACCUGUUGAACCUGAGUCCGUUCGAGAUGAAGAAUCUGUUGUAUCAUAUUAUCAGCGGCAAGGAGUUCGCUAUAAGCAGCGUUGGAAGAGGAAACUUCUCAAUUGUCACGAAUAAAUCUAGUCGCAUUAGUAAGAAAAGUCAUAUUAGUCUUUCAUCAGACAUCAUGGCGGAUGAUUCUGUUGAAUCAGAUAAACAAGGUCAGUGGCUGAGAAGGAGGAGACUAGACGGUGCACUAAACCGAGUCCCUAGGGAUUUUUACCAAAGAGUAUGGGGUAUACUUGAGAAAUGUCACGGUAUCGACAUAGCUGGCAAAGUGCUGCCGCAAACGCUCACCCAAGAGAUGACCUCCGGCGAACUAAAGUUCGCUCUCGCAGUCGAAACUGUUCUCAACACGAUCCCGCAGCCCGAAUACAGACAGCUCAUCGUCGAGGCGCUGAUGGUGCUGACGCUGGUGUCCGAGCACAACGUCGUGCCUUCGCUGGGCGGGAUCAUCCAAGUCGAGUAUCUGGUGCAUGCGGCCAACGAGUUGUUUCUGGACGAUCAGAUGAAAUGCGACGGAGACGCCACUCUGUGCUGCGGCAAGCCGAAAGACUUGCGCGAGACGACGCGAUCGGGCGGGCUGCUCUGCGGCGGCGCCGCCUACGUCUGCCAGCACUUCUACGACAGCGCCCCCAGCGGCUGCUACGGCACCAUGACCUACUUGACGCGCGCUGUCGCCGUCACGAUGGAUUGCCUGCCCAAGCACGGGGAUGUUGACUGCUCGAUAAGUUGA
This is a messenger RNA of Phaedon cochleariae (mustard beetle), 3606 nucleotides long. Lineage: Eukaryota; Metazoa; Arthropoda; Insecta; Coleoptera; Chrysomelidae. The record is from the annotation of a GenBank genome assembly.